AUGGCAACAAUAAUCGCAAUCAAAGCUCCGGUCGACAACUGUACGCCCCCACUCGAAGUCCCUGAUGCUCCCGCAUCACUAUCAACACCAUUGCUUCCAGCUGAACUUGCGGCAUCACCUGCAGAUGGGUCAUUAGGGGCAGAAGGUUCUGAAGUAGCGAGCGCGGAGAAAAAUGAUGCGACGGAGCUGGAGGACAUGGCUGGGGUGAGCGAUAUAGAGGUUGUUGAGGAUGGUGUUUCUGUUGUGGAUGAUUGGGGAGAAUUUGUACUUGAUAUUGACGUGGAGACGGGACUUGCGGUAGAAGUAACAAAAGAACUUUGUGCAGAAAUUCUACCCAAAAGAAAAAAGAGGAAGAAAAAAGUAAAGGAAACUCGAAGAUUGAAAAUGUCCUUCAUAAUGAAAUAA
Molecule: messenger RNA, 405 nt
Organism: Sclerotinia sclerotiorum 1980 UF-70
Lineage: Eukaryota; Fungi; Ascomycota; Leotiomycetes; Helotiales; Sclerotiniaceae
Exons: 1
Coding region: 1-405 (134 amino acids)
Source: RefSeq, a predicted model, not a curated record